UUUCUUGGACCAUCCAUGUACAAUCUGAAGAUGUUUCUGACUUUGUUCCUCAUUAUUCUUGGGAUACAGACUUCUCUUACACUGAAACCCGCCUCUGAGUCUGCAGACAUUGUCCUUUUGAUUGACAGCUCCGAUGCCGUUGGCAGAAGGGCUUUUCCCUCUGUGAAAUCGUUUGUGAACAGAAUAAUCAGCAGUCUUCCAAUAGGCCCGAACAAAUAUCGUGUUGCACUUGUGCAAUACAGUGACGAUGUGCACAUUGAAGUUCAGCUGGAUGACUUUAAAGCAAGGAACCCCAUGUUGACCCACAUUAAAAAGAGCUUUACAUUCAGGGGUGGAUCUUUAAGAACCGGGAAUGCCAUACAAACGGUCCGUGAGACUUUUUUCAAAACCCCAAGAAAAGACAGAAACCAGAUUUUGGUGGUCUCAACCUCAGGGCGGUCAGAAGAUGCUGUGGAAGAUGCUGCAAAGGUAUUACAGGAUGAGGGGAUAAAGGUCAUAGCUUUGGGAACACAGGAUGCAUCUCUGCAAGAGCUGGAAGCAAUGGCUACCCACCCCUUCUACUAUUAUUUUGAUACACCGAGGGAUCUCCUAAUGUUUUCCGCAAACAUGUCUGAUGUCAUUAGAAAUGCCAUAGAAGUGGAUAUUAGCAUGUUCAUCUCAACGACUUCUCCACCUAGCACGGCCAUCUCAACGACUGCUCCUCCUAGUCUAGUAUUAAACGGAACAGCUUGGCCUUUAGCAGAUCCAGCUUGUCUUGAUUAUUCAGUUGCAGAUGUCGUAUUUGUGUUCGAUGAGAGCGUUUCAAGCACAAACACUAAACAUAUUGUAUCAUUCUUAGAAAACACGAUAAAGUCUCUUGAUAUGAAAAAAGAAUGCACAAGAAUUGGCUUAGUGGCAUACAGCUCUGAGCCAAAAGUAAUAUCUUCUCUGAGCACCGAAACAGAGGAAAGUGAUAUUCUGAAGGUAAUUCAGGGCUUUUCCCCCAAACCAGGAAAAGCUCACCUGGGUGCUGCCCUUAAUUUUACCAGGAAAGAAGUCUUUACUGAGGCUGCUGGAAGUAGAAAGACUUUAGGAGUGGAACAAGUAGUCACCAUCAUCACCCACAGACCCUCCGAUGACAACUUAACUGAUGCAGCUUCUCUCCUUAAAAGGGCUGGUGUGACAGUAUUUGCCAUAAGCAUUGAAGGGGCGAAUACCACCCAGUUAGCUCAGAUAACAUCACAUCCACCAGGAAAGAAUGUCAUAAAACUGGACAAAUUUUCAGACCUGCCAAAGCAAUCCGAAACAUUUAAGAAGAAACUCUUCAAUGAAAUAUUCAACAAGCUCUUUGUCCAAUCUACAAAAAAAGUGCAGCUCAAAGCAGGAUGUGUAAGCACAGAAAAGGCUGAUAUUUAUUUUCUCAUUGAUGGUUCUACAAGCAUCGAUUGGAAUGAUUUUGAUGAAAUGAAGACUUUUUUAAAGGAAGUGGUUAAGCUCUUUACUGUAGGACCUGAUCAUGUUCGAUUUGGAGUUGUGCAAUAUUCAAAUCAUUAUAGAACCGAAUUUGAACUUGAUGAGAACACUAAAAGCAGCAAUUUAGAGAAAGCCAUUAAUAAUAUAAAGCAAUUGAUAGGAGAUACAUAUACGGGAAAGGCUAUAAGUUCCAUGCAGCCAUUGUUUGAAAAGGCAAGAAAGCAGCGUGACAGCAAAGUGCCCUGCUAUCUCAUUGUGCUGACGGAUGGAGAGGCACAUGACGGUGUACUGGAACCUGCCAGGAAGCUAAGGAAUGAAGACGUCAUCAUCUAUGCUAUUGGUGUGAAAGAAGCCAAUAAAACACAGUUGAAUGAGAUUGCAGGCUCAACGUCCAGGGUUUACUUUGUGCAUCAGUUUGACUCCUUGAAAGAUAUAAAAAAUGAGGUUGUUCAAGACUUAUGCUCUGAAGAAGCCUGUAAAGAAAUGAAGGCUGACAUCAUGUUCCUAAUGGACAGCUCUGGUAGCAUAGGCCCUGACAACUUUGAGAAAAUGAAAGACUUCAUGAAGAUGCUGGUGAACAAAACUGACGUUGGUCCCGACCGUGUGCAGAUUGGUGUUGCCCAGUUCAGUGACAUAAAUAAAGGAGAGUUCCCACUCAACAAGUAUUAUGCAAAAACUGACAUCAAUGAGGCCAUUGGGAGACUGUCUCUCAUAGGUGAAACUACGCUUACUGGAGGAGCACUGAGAUUUGUUUCUGAAUAUUUUGAACCUGCCAAAGGGGCACGGCCUUCUGUCAACAAAAUUCUCAUCCUGAUCACAGAUGGGGAAGCACAAGAUGAAGUCAGAACUCCAGCUGCAGCCCUGAGAGAGAACGGGAUAAUUAUCUAUUCAGUUGGAAUAUUUAAUUCCAAUAAAACACAACUGGAAGAGAUAAGUGGGAAACCUGAGAUGGUGUUUUAUGUGGAAAACUUUGAUAUUCUGAAGCAGAUAGAAAAUGACAUUAUUUUUGGCAUUUGCAGUCCAUAUGAACCUGAAGUGUGCAAAAGGAUAGAACGUUUAGAUGUUGUAUUUGUAAUUGAUAGUUCUGGAAGCAUAGGUGACACAGACUAUAAGCUCAUGAAGGACUUCAUGAUUGGCAUUGUGAAUAAAUCAGAUGUUGGUGAGGACUACGUUCAGUUUGGAGCUAUGAAGUAUUCAGAUAAUCCACAAACUCUGUUCCACCUUAAUACUCAUAGUAAAAAAUCAGCAGUCAUUGAUGCUAUCCAGCAUGACGCCCAUUUAGGAGGCAACACAUACACAGCCGAGGCUCUUCAACACUCAGAAGGUCUGUUCACUGCGGUGCACGGCAGCCGCAAACGCAAAGGUGUCCCCCAAGUUCUUAUGAUCAUAACUGAUGGUGAUUCCCAUGAUAAGGAACACCUUCAUAAAAUAUCACAGAAACUCAGAGACAAUGGAAUUAUUAUCUAUGCCAUUGGGAUAAAAGGAGCAAAGAGUGAUGAACUUCUAACCAUGGCUGGAUCAAAAGAAUACAUGUUUUAUGUGGAUGAAUUUGAUGGGCUACAAAACAUAUCCAAGACAUUAUCAGAUGAACUAUGUAAUAUUUCAAAGCCAGAAUGUGAACUGGAAGCGGAGAUUGUUUUCUUGAUUGAUGGUUCCAGAAGUGUAUCCCAAGAUAUUUUCAAGAGGGUGAAGGACUUCUUGAAAGAACUGCUUGAUUUCAUUGGUUAUGACAAUAUAAAAGUUGGCAUGGCCCAAUUUAGUGACACGUAUCAAGAAGAAUUCAGCCUGGGUGGUUAUCAGAACAAAUCUGAACUGAAUGAUAAAAUCUCUAAUGUUUCAAUGAUGAGAGGUAACAAAACUUACAUUGGAAAGGCUCUUACUGAAGUGAAGCCCUUCUUCAAAUCAUCAAGGGACAGAGUACGUCGAAAUGUCCACCAGAAGUUGGUAUUAGUCACUGAUGGAAAAUCACAUGACAGGGUUGCCGAGCCAGCAAAAGAUCUGAGAAUGGAAGGUGUGGAGAUACAUGCGGUUGGAGUGGGAGAUAUCAAUCACAUGAAACUUCAACAGAUAACCGACUCCGCAGACAGGAAAUACACAGUGGCUAAUUACACUGAACUAUCAAAUAUUACAAAACGCAUAACAAACAACAUGUGUGAAGCCCUUAAAGCAACAUGUUUUGUGGAAGUUGUUAUGGGAUUUGACAUUUCAUCUCAGAAAGCAGGAGACCGUUUAUUCAAUAAACAACGCCUUUUGGAGGCCUACCUUCCUGAUAUUUUAAAGCGCUUUACAUCUUCAAGUACUGUGAGCUGCAAUAAAGGAACAGAAACACAGUUCAGUGUGGCAAUCCCAAUAGAAAAUACAGACCAUCCUCCUUUGGCAACUCUCCAAGUUGACCAUGAAAAAAUCCUAGGGAACCUCAAAAACGUUGUGAUCAAUGGUCCUUCUCAUCUCAAUGUCCAGUUCUUGGACACACUUUGGGGAAAAAAUCAAAAUCUGACUGAUAAUAAAAACCGAAGCAAGGUGUUUCUUCUUUUCUCUGAUGGCUUGGAUGAUGAUGAAAAAGCACUUGAACAAAAAUCUGAAGAAUUGAGAAAACGAGGACUGAAUGGAAUAAUAACCGUUGUCCUGGAAGGAGCCACCAACUUUGAUGAACUUCUGUCUAUUGAAUUUGGAAAGGGAUUUGGAUAUAAUGAUCAAUUAACUAUUGGUACACACAAUCUUGCCAGCAGGCUGUUUGAGUAUGUGGACAAAAUUGCUGAGAAAACAUGUUGCUGUGUAUAUUGUAAGUGUGUGGGAGAGGAAGGAUCCCCUGGACGAAUAGGGAAAAUGGGACCUCAGGGAUCUACUGGGUUUAAUGGCAGUCAGGGACAUUUGGGAGAAGAUGGAGAGCCAGGUCCGAGGGGAAUCCCUGGUCCAAUGGGCCCAAAAGGUCACAAUGGAGAAGGAGGUAAAAAAGGACGGAAGGGGGUGAGAGGCGUAGAUGGAUACAAGGGAGAGAAUGGGAUUGAUGGGAUUGAUGGGAUUGAUGGAGAAGAGGGAUCGGCUGGACUUCCAGGACUCAAAGCAGAAAAGGGGGACCCAGGCCUGGCGGGCAGCUCAGGACCAAGAGGGCUUCCUGGUGACCAUGGUCAGAAAGGCUUCCCAGGAGAACCUGGUAAUUUUGGAGUGGACAAUGUCAUAAAAGGAGCAGUUGGCCCCAAAGGGACGCAAGGGAGCGUGGGAGAAAAAGGUUCAAAAGGUUCAGCAGGCGUGAAAGGAUCCCAAGGAAACAAUGGAGCUGAGGGACGAAGAGGACCUCCAGGCCCACUGGGGCAGAAUGGAAUCCUGGGUCCAAAUGGUUUGCAAGGAGAGGAAGGAUUUCAAGGUCCACAGGGCACAACAGGAAUUGCUGGUGUGAAAGGAGAGAAAGGGCGUCCAGGAAAUGAAGGCGUUCAGGGAAGCUUUGGAGUGGCUGGUCCUAAGGGAAAUCUAGGGAAACCUGGAUCCAGAGGAAGUAAAGGAGAAACUGGGGAUCAUGGAGAGAAAGGAGGAAGAGGCCUCCGUGGUCAGCGAGGAAUGAGGGGGGAAGAAGGAACUGCUGGAUAUGGCAAACCAGGAAUUAAAGGGUCAAAGGGAGAAGAAGGUUUCCCGGGAAGCACUGGAAUACAGGGUGAACCCGGAGACAUGGGCAUUCCUGGGGAACAUGGACCAAAAGGGAGCAGAGGAAGAACGGGUACUUCAGGAUUGAAAGGUGGACAAGGUGAUCCAGGAGCAUGGGGUCCUCCAGGGCAUCCAGGUGCAAAAGGAGCAAGGGGGCUGCCCUUUUCUUCGCCCUGCGAAGUCAUUAAAUAUGUGCGUGGACACAGCCCCUGUUGGACAGGAACACCUCAGUGCCCAGUAUAUCCCACCGAAUUACUUUUUGCCUUGGAUGUAUCCCAAGAUACCACGCCCCAGAUAUUUGAGCAAAUGAGAGAGAUUGUCAUAGCGCUUGUAAACGAUACCAACUUCAGAGAGAGCAAUUGCCCCGUGGGAGCCAGAGUGGCCGUUGUUUCCUACAACUCCAAUACCCACUACCUGAUCCGCUUCUCAGAUUUCCACCGGAAGAGCCGGUUGCUCCAGGAGCUCAGUGCUCUUUCUUACCAGAGAUCAACAAGCAAACGGGACAUUGGUGGGUCUAUGAGGUUUGUUGCUAGGAAUGUCUUCAAGCGAACUCUCCAAGGUGCUAAUGUGAGAAAAGUGGCUGUGUUUUUCAGCAACGGCCCAUCCGACAAUCCAAGUUCUAUCGACACAGCAGUCCUGGAAUUCAGCGCCUUAGAUAUCCAUCCAGUGGUCGUUGCUUUUAAAAACAUUCCUGAAGUCAACCGUGCUUUUGCGAUGGAUGACACAAGAUUGUUCCAGGUUAUCAAUAUUCAUCAGGAGAGAGAUUACAGUACAGCCUUACAGAGAUUACAGUCAUGUGUGCUUUGCUACGACAAAUGCAACCCAGAUGAAUCUUGCUUCCGUCUUGACCCAUCCCCACCGGAGGCCUACAUGGAUGCAGCUUUCAUUCUGGACAGCUCAAGGAAAAUAAGCCCUGUUGAAUUUCAGAAAAUGAAAGAUUUCCUGAGCACGGCACUUGACAACUUUGACAUUGCUGCUGAUCCACAGACCUCUUUAAAGGGUGACAGGGUGGCCGUGGUGAGCCACGCUCCACUGGAAUUCAGACCCCAAACACGGAGGAGUCCAGUUAAAACGGAGUUUGACUUUGUGACUUUUAGCAAUAAAAGACGGAUGAAAAGGCACAUCCAGGCGUCUGUCCAGCAGCUGAAUGGAUCCGCUGCCGUUGGCCAUGCCAUACAGUGGACAGUCAAUAACAUAUUUUCAGUAACACCCAACCAGAGAAAAUACAAAGCUAUUUUCAUUAUAUCUGCUGGAGAAACAAGUCAGUGGGACAAGGAGGUGUUGGGCGAUGCAUCCUUGAGAGCCAAGUGCCGUGGCUAUGCGGUCUUCGUGCUCUCACUAGGGGCUGAGUAUGAUGCCGUAGAACUUGGCCAACUGGCAAGCGUCCCCCUGGAGCAACACUUGGUACAGCUGGGCAGAACCCACAAGGCCAAGCUUGGCUAUGCAGUGAAUUUUCUGAAGCCCUUCAUACGUCUCCUCAAGGCUGAAAUCAACAGCUAUCCACAAGCACAGCUCAAGAGAAGUUGUGCAAAAAUCAACACACAGAAGCCUAUCUAUGAUCCACAGAAGCAAACAGUCAUUUCUCCAGGUGUGAAGGCUGUGCCAAGUGGAGAUGAGGUUCUAGACGAUUUUCUCCCAAGUGAUUCUGCAUUACCUGAAAAUGUAAUUGGCAAUGCACAGCAGACCUUUGUACUUGAACAUUAACGAAGUGUUCAGAUGGGCAAUUAGGCUGAAGAAAUAGCCUCUAUGGAAUCAUGCCAAGAAGUAUUUUAUUGUCAUUGGUGCUGAUUCAUUUGUUUAGAAAACUGAACAAUCAAACAAAUAUCUAUAAAAACAGCAAAAGAGUUUUUUAAAAAUAUUGAAGACAAUUUGGAUGUUUGGGUGUGUAAAAUGACAUGUGUGACAGUCUGAAGAAUGUAUAGAUUAGAGGAAUUUCAUCUGUGGUUCUACCUCCUGAACAUUGUGACUUUCAUGUAGUAGAAGAAGAGGAAAAAUUAUGACAUAUAGAAGGCUAAAAGCCACAAUAAUGGCGUUCUAGUUUCCCGUUUCCAAUGUUUAGCCCAAUAUAUGCAUACUGGGUGUGCUACGUUUUGUAGCUGGGAACUUGCUGCUGUG
This is a messenger RNA of Elgaria multicarinata webbii, 7206 nucleotides long. RefSeq names its product collagen alpha-6(VI) chain-like. The record is from RefSeq and is a predicted model, not a curated record. NCBI's taxonomy places the organism in Eukaryota, Metazoa, Chordata, Lepidosauria, Squamata, Anguidae. The transcript is spliced from 37 exons. Bases 16 to 6795 code for a protein of 2259 amino acids.